AGGAGGAAGUCACCCAUCUGUAUGCACCUUUAACAGGUCCGUAAGAGACAUCUGCUGGUCGCCUCCGGUAUCAGGAGGGUAGGUCAUACAACGGAACCGAUUUGUUUCAGGAAAACUUCUGAAAACGAUAUUGCAAUGUCUACAGAGUAUUUUCGAGAUAUUUCAAAGAUUCCCUAUUCGCCCAGCGCUGGUGCCAAGGACGUGUUGUGCUUUAAGCACUACAAUGCAGGGGAAGUGUUACAUGGAAGGACGAUGGAGGACUGGCUGAGGUUCUCUGUGUGUUACUGGCAUACCUUCUGUGGAACCGGUGCCGAUCCGUUCGGAUCCCCCACGCUCCAUCGGCCUUGGAAUGAAGGGGGCAGCGCUAUGGAAACGGCAAAGAAAAGGCUCCAUGCUGCUUUUGAGUUCUUCACCAAACUUGGUGUGAAGUAUUACACCUUCCAUGACAGGGACAUGUCCCCGGAGGGCUCCACCCUGGAGGAGUCCAACCGCAACCUGGACGAGAUGACUGAUCUGGCCCUGGAGCUCCAGCAGCAGACUGGGAUUAGAGUGCUGUGGGUCACCUGCAACCUGUUUGCCCACCCCCGGUACAUGAAUGGCGCCUCCACAAACCCAGACUGCCAUGUUUUGGCCUAUGCAGCGGCCCAGCUGAAGAAAGGCCUGGAUGUGGCGAAAAAAUUGGGCGCUGAAAACUUUGUAUUCUGGGGAGGCAGAGAAGGUUUCCUGUCAAUAUACAACACUGAUGUGGCUGCUGAGCUGAAGCAUAUGGCGAACUUUUUCAAAAUGGCAGUCGCAUACAAAGAUAAGAUUGGACUGAAGUGCCAGUUCCUCAUUGAGCCGAAGCCUAAGGAGCCAUGCAAGCACCAGUAUGAUUACGAUGCGAUGAGUGUGAUUGGUUUCCUGAAGCAUUACGGACUGGAUCAGCAUUUCAAGCUCAACAUCGAGCCCAACCACACCACACUGGCUGGCCAUGCUUAUGAGCACGACAUCGUCAUGGCCUCUGUGUUUGACAUGCUGGGGUCUGUAGACUCCAACACAGGAUCACCUGAUCUUGGAUGGGACACUGACCAGUUCCCCAUGGACAUCAGGAACACUACAGUAGUAAUGAAGACCGUGAUUGAGCAGGGUGGGCUACAGCCAGGGGGCUUGAACUUUGAUGCCAAAGUUCGACGGGAGUCCACGGACCUGGUGGACCUGUUUAUUGCCCAUAUUGGAGCCAUGGAUGCUUUUGCCAGAGGCUUACGAAAUGCUGUUAGGAUUAUUGAAGAAGGAUUUCUGGAUGGCAUGCUUAAGGAUCGUUACCUUAGUUUCAGGGCGGGGAUUGGACAGAAAGUGGAUGAGGGCAGGGCCACGCUGGAAGAGCUUGAGGACUUCAUUAAACAAAAUGGGGAACCAAGCGUCACAUCUGGACAGCAGGAGAAAUAUGAGUCUGUUUUUAAUCAUUACCUGUGAUUAAAUCAGCAAUUACUUUUUUUUUUUAUAUCUAGGUCAAAUUCAGUUGAUUUUCAGGCUGCCUAGGUGUACUUGUGUUUUAGACUUUGGACUGUUUUCACAGUGUUGUCUAGUCUGUUUAUCCACUUCUUACAAUCUGACUCUACAGAAAGCAGAAUUCCACAAAAUGAAUAGAAAAGUCAUACAUCUCAUUCGAGCCUUUUGAAAAAAUUGUUUAGCUUUUCUUGUCACUCCUUUGUUAUGUGAUGCCUGCAUUAGGUAAUUACUUGUGAUGCCUAAAGACAAAUGUUUUGAAACUGACCCUAACUAGAAGACAAAAGACUGGUAGACUGGACCCCCUUUGUUCACCUAAAAACAAAUAAAAUUAACUUUCCAUAGAAAA
Molecule: messenger RNA, 1834 nt
Organism: Clupea harengus (Atlantic herring)
Lineage: Eukaryota; Metazoa; Chordata; Actinopteri; Clupeiformes; Clupeidae
Biological process (GO): carbohydrate metabolic process
Molecular function (GO): xylose isomerase activity
Source: RefSeq, a predicted model, not a curated record